Molecule: messenger RNA, 1625 nt
Organism: Aethalodelphis obliquidens (Pacific white-sided dolphin)
Lineage: Eukaryota; Metazoa; Chordata; Mammalia; Artiodactyla; Delphinidae
Product: zinc finger protein 684-like
Source: RefSeq, a predicted model, not a curated record
GGCUUCUCAGUUCAUGUGAAGAAAGCAAAAUUGAAGGCUGUGUAAUUGAACCUGAGGGUCCCUCUUGUAUAUUCCUGCCUGUUUCAGUUUCCAGCGGCCCUGGUUAAAAUCUACAAAAAGCCAACCUAGGGCCACAGGAUGGGAUCAGUGACAUUCCAGGAUGUGGCCGUGGACUUCACCCUGGAGGAGUGGCAGCUGCUGCGAUGUGCUCAGAGGAAGCUGUAUUGGAAUGUGAUGCUGGAGAACUUUAGAAACCUCAUCUCAGUGGAAGUUAUCUGCUUACUUGAUGAUGAGCUAGAGGGACAGGAAGGAGAAGGAAGCAAAGACAAAUUUUUAAACCAAGGUAUGUUCACCUUCAAGAAAACACUGACCAACAAGACAGUCCAAAAUUGUAAACUGAGUAUAAAUUUUAUUUCUUCAAGACAAAAACAACAUAAGUGUGAAUCAAAUGGAAAGUGUUUGCAACCUAACAUACUUUCUUAGUUAGAAUAAAAGUUAUAUCAGAGAAAACUCAUGAAUACAAGGAAUGUGGAAAAGCCUUCAGAAACAAGUUGUGUCUUAUUAGACAUGAAAAAAAGCACAGAAGGAAAAAAACCUUUGGGUGCAGUGAAUGUGGGAAAGCCUUCCAAAAAGAAGUCUCGUCUCAUUAGACAUGAAAAAAGCAUACAAGAAAAAAAAAACACCUUUGAACGCAGUGACUGUGGGAAAGCCUUUAACAGUAAGGGACACCUUGCAGCUCAUCAAAGAAUUCAUAGUGGAGAGAAACCCUUUGUGUGCAGUGAUUGUGGGAAAGCUUUUACGCAUAAAGCACAACCCGUGGUCCAUCAGAGACUCCACACUGGAGAGAAGGCUUAUGAAUGUGGUCAAUGUGGGAAAUCAUUCACCUGGAACUCCUCCUUUACUCAGCAUGUGAAAUCGCACACACCUGAGAACUCAUUUGAAUGUAGGGAGUGUGGGAAGAGCUUCAAGUAUAGCUCAUCCCUUUAUAAACACUCCAGAAUCCAUACAGAUGAGAAACCAUACCAAUGCAGAGAAUGUGGCAAAGCCUUUGCAGACUCAUCAGUGUUGAUCAUGCAUCAGAGAAUUCAUACAGGCGAGAAACCCCACGGGUGCACUGAAUGUGGCAAAGCCUUCAUCAAGAGAUCACAUUUCCUUAAACAUUACUCAACUCACAGAGAGCAACAAAAUAAAUGCAACACAUGUGGGAAAUCUUUUAACUGGAAGAUACAUCUCAAUCUCCAUCAAAGAAGUCAUAAAAACAAGGGAGCUUUGUUAAAUGUGGGAAAACUUAAAAUUAGCCUUUUACUGAAGCAGCAGCAAAGAAUUCAUCAUGAGAAAAACCCUAUCAGUUAAAUAAAUGUGGAAAAGCAUGUUCUGAAAUUCAUGUUCUAUAAGUGAUAUUACUAAUUUUAUUGAAAAGAUUACAGGAAAUUUUGAGCUACAGACAACUUUACAGUAAAACUGAGGAAGUUGUGAAAAAAUUGAAUUAAGGCAUCAGACUGACUAUAAUUGCAUGUGUACACUGCCCCUAAUUUAUGAUUUUUACACAAUUUAUACAAAUGUCUGCAUUGCUUAAGAAAUUUGUAUAACUGUGGGUUUGAAAUAUAUGCUAUGCACAUUAUACA